Bactrocera neohumeralis is the source of this 760-nucleotide messenger RNA. RefSeq names its product juvenile hormone acid O-methyltransferase-like. The transcript is spliced from 2 exons. Gene Ontology annotation, molecular function: S-adenosylmethionine-dependent methyltransferase activity. The coding region runs from base 128 to 760 and encodes 210 amino acids. NCBI's taxonomy places the organism in Eukaryota, Metazoa, Arthropoda, Insecta, Diptera, Tephritidae. The record is from RefSeq and is a predicted model, not a curated record.
AUAAUAUUUCGAUUGCUCAUCAGAAUAAAAUCAAUAGGUAAAGAAAGAGUAUUUGUAUUUGUGUGUGGUGAAGAGGUUGAUUGGUUCAUCGAGCAUCUUUAUUAAUCGUUGAUUGAAUCAUUCAGAGAUGAAUCAACCAAAUAAAUACGCUGCAACGAAUGCUACCCAGAUUCGUAAUAUAUUGGAAUUGAUCGGCCAAUUUUCGGAGGAGUUCAGGAACAUGAAUGGUCGAAUUAUCGAUAUAGGCUGCGGUCCUGGAAAUACCACAAGAGAUAUACUUGUCCCAUGUGUCGGCAGGGAGGCUGUUAUUGUUGGUGCUGAUAUAUCCCCAGAAAUGAUUGAGUAUGCAAAACAGCAUUAUGCAGUUGAUGAUAAACUAUCAUUCAUUGAGUUAGAUAUGCAAACGUCUGAGCUACCAAAAAACUUGAUCGAACAAUUUGAUCAUGCAGUUUCGUUCUAUGCUCUCCACUGGUGUAAGAAUACACUGAAAGCAUUACAGAACAUCUACAAACUUCUUCGACCAGGGGGUAAAGCCAUUAUUUUAACCAUUUCCCAUCACAUGAUAUACGAUAUGUAUCCGGAACAGGAAAAAGAUCCAAGAUUUGCACCAUACAUGCAGGUAAUAUUCAUAAGCAUUCGCUUCUUAAAUCUUUCUCAUUUUUCAAUGGAUUUCACAUUCAGUAAAAAUAAGACUUUCGUGCUUCGGACACGGCCAACUUACCGCAAAAUAUUCCAUGAAAAUGUCUUUCUUCUUUUAUGA